Molecule: messenger RNA, 702 nt
Organism: Daucus carota subsp. sativus
Lineage: Eukaryota; Viridiplantae; Streptophyta; Magnoliopsida; Apiales; Apiaceae
Exons: 6
Coding region: 231-569 (112 amino acids)
Source: RefSeq, a predicted model, not a curated record
GGCCCUGAUGGAGAUUCAAUACCUUGCUAUGGAAAUUUCGAAUAGAGAGGCUUAUGACUCCCGCGAUUGAACCGACAACGCCAUUGAUGUGCUCUGGCGAUUCAAGAGGAGUCAUCCGCAUCCGGUGAUUUUUAAGCUUGAUUCCGGUGUUUCAAUUACAGUAGCCGCGUCGAUCAAACUCCACGAAGAUUAAGCAUUACCAAGCCGUUCAAAUAAUCUGAGGUGUAUCAAUGUCCGACCAUACAACCAAGAAGUAUUCAAGUCUUUCAGGCGGUGCUCGGAAGCGGCUUUCUGAUUCAUCCGAUACUACUUUGGAAGGAGAAUGUAAACGCCGAGGAUGUCGCACGGCACUUGACAGAUUUUUGCUUCAAAGGCAGAAUGACAUUCGAAAUGAAACUAACCCAUCGCAUGUGGAAAGCAACAGCAGUCGAAGUCCACUAUCAGGAAUUGAUAACGUGCAAAUGCCAAUCGCAGCAACUGCCACUUUGGAGGUGCAAAGAAAGAACAACACGCGACCUCCGCUGUCAGUAAUUGACAACAUUCAAACCCCAGUCACAGGUUGUCCUUAACUACAGUUGUUAUUAUCCACUUUUUAAGCCACUUGCAAAUCAUACUAAUAACAAAGAGCCUUGAAUACAUUUUAUAUAUACUGCCUCGAAUUUAAUUUUAUAUCUAUGAACUACGUAGUCCGAGUCUAUUGUU